AUCGGGUUUAAUCGACAAAAUUCACUCGGACGGGAAAGUGCUGUCGCUCGGCGCCGCAAAUAGGAAUAUACUCGCACGAGGCAUCGUUUCAUGCGGGCGCUAAACUAAGGACGCCUAAACUUAAACUAAAAUAAAUAAAAUAAAACCAAAGGGAAAACCUUAAAACGCAAUUGAAACACUUUUAGAGAUAGUGUACUUUUGAGCGCUUACCAAGGUGAAAACAUAAUUCAGAACAGCAUCCAUUGUUACUCGUCCUUGUUGUCCAAAGAACCCCCUUCAUCGGAGGAUACUCAUCAGGAUCCCCUCAUCUCUGCAUUUCAUCAGAGCCUCUAAUUGCUAUUGAAGAUCGGGCCGGAAAAAUAAACAAAAAUCCGCCAACAUGUUCAUCGAAGAUGAUGCGCAAAUGGAAAGCUUCUGGGUGCUGGUCUCAAUUGGAGCGAUCAAGGCGAUCACCUGCGUAUACGAUAUUGUUACGUUGCCGAUCUAUUUGGUCCUGCAACAGCCAUGGAAGCGUCGACAGGAUUCGCGGCGAGUGAAGGCCAAGCCCAUUAACCAGAAAAUGUUGGUCGAUGAGUCCAAGUACGCGCCGGAUGACAUUGAGGCAAAGAUCGUAAAGAACGAUGACCAUGAGCUGACCUACCGGACUACGGAUCCGCCGCGUGAUGUCCACGUGAAGAUGCUGCAGGAGAACAUCGACACCCUGGAGAAGGUCUUCAACUAUGUGGCCAAGACCUUCACCUCGAAACGGUGCCUGGGCACGCGUCAAAUCCUCAGCGAGGAGGACGAAGUGCAGCCCAACGGACGCGUCUUCAAGAAGUACAACCUGGGCGACUACAAGUGGAAGACCUUCACCGAGGCGGAGCGAGCCGCCGCCAACUUUGGUCGCGGACUGCGCGAACUGGGCCAGGCGCCCCGCGAGAACAUUGUCAUCUUCGCCGAGACCCGGGCCGAGUGGUUGAUCGCCGCCCACGGAUGCUUCAAGCAGGCCAUGCCCAUUGUCACCGUCUACGCCACCCUGGGAGAUGAUGGAGUUGCCCACUGCAUCACCGAGACGGAAGUCACGACGGUCAUCACCUCGCACGACCUGCUGCCCAAGUUCAAGACCCUCUUGGACAAGUGCCCGCUGGUGAAGACCAUCAUCUACAUCGAGGAUCAGCUGAGCAAGACGGAGACCACGGGAUUCAAGAGCGGCGUCAAGAUCGUGCCCUUCAACCAGGUCCUCAAGACGGGACAGGAGAGCAAGUUCGAAAACGUGCCACCCAAGGGAGAUGACAUUGCCAUCAUCAUGUACACCUCAGGAUCCACGGGCACACCCAAGGGUGUACUGCUGUCCCACAAGAACUGCAUUGCCACGAUGAAGGGCUUCGUGGACAUGGUCCCCAUCUAUCCGGAUGACGUCCUCAUCGGAUUCCUGCCCCUGGCCCACGUUUUCGAACUGGUGGCGGAGAGUGUGUGCCUGAUGACCGGCGUGCCCAUUGGCUACUCGACACCACUGACCCUGAUCGAUACCAGCAGUAAGAUUCGACGCGGAUGCAAGGGAGACGCCACGGUUCUGAAGCCCACAUGCAUGACCUCGGUGCCGUUGAUACUCGAUCGCAUCUCCAAGGGCAUCAACGACAAGGUCAACUCUGGCUCUGCCUUCCGCAAGUCGCUCUUCAAAUUCCUCUACCAGUACAAGGUCAAGUGGGUGCAGCGCGGCUACACGACGCCUCUGAUUGACAUGUUGGUGUUCAAGAAGGUUGCCAAGCUGAUGGGCGGCAAGGUCCGCAUCAUCAUGUCGGGAGGAGCCCCUCUCUCGGCCGAUACCCAUGAGCAAAUCAAGACCUGCCUGUGCCUGGAUCUCAUUCAGGGAUAUGGCCUCACGGAAACCACCUCAGGAGCCACAGUUAUGGAUUACCGCGAUAUGAGCUAUGGCCGCACUGGAGGACCUCUGACCGUCUGCGACAUUCGUUUGGUGAACUGGGAGGAGGGCAACUACCGCAUCACCAACAAGCCCUAUCCCCAGGGUGAGGUGCUCAUUGGCGGCGAGUGCGUCUCUCAAGGUUACUACAAGCUACCCGGCAAGACCAACGAGGACUUCUUCGAGGAGGAUGGACGACGGUGGUUCAAAACUGGAGACAUUGGAGAAAUCCAAGCCGAUGGCGUACUUAAGAUUAUUGAUCGUAAGAAGGAUCUGGUUAAGCUGCAGGCCGGCGAAUACGUCUCACUUGGAAAGGUUGAAUCGGAACUGAAAACUUGUGCUAUUAUUGAGAACAUUUGCGUCUAUGGUGAUCCCACCAAGCAGUUCACGGUCGCGCUGGUCGUGCCAAACCAAAAGCAUCUGGAGGAGCUGGCUGAGAAACACGGACUGCUCAACAAGACCUUCGAAGAACUCUGCUCCUCGCCGAUCAUGGAACAAGCCGUGCUCAAGGAAAUUGCUGAACAUGCGCGGAAAUGCAAAUUGCAAAAGUUUGAAGUACCGUCUGCCAUAACGCUGUGCAAGGACGUUUGGUCACCAGACAUGGGCCUGGUGACGGCCGCCUUUAAGCUGAAGCGCAAGGAUAUCCAGGACAGAUAUCAGCAUGAUAUUAACCGCAUGUACGCCUCAUGAAAGUCAGCAUACUAAACUAGAAAGAGCAAAAGCCGAUACGACAACAACACGGAGAGACAACUACGUUAGUGGAGCAGCAGCAAUGAAGCUAGUGCGAUAUAGUAGUGGCGAUAUAGUAGCCCCCACACCCCAUAAGACACAAGCAUGCGUACCAAAUCCAAAUCCAAAACCAAGCUAGCCCAUGUCCAUAUAGAUUUGAAAGUCAGGCCAAACACAAGGAUGUAUAAAAAGAAAAAGUUCUCAUUUACAAAUUGGUUCUGUUCCCUAUUGUUUGCUAGAUUCUUUUUUUUUUUUAAAUUAUUCGUCUUUUUUAAUUAUAAUAAAUGAAGUUUGUUGAAGUUUCGUUGGUAGAUAGAAGUAGCUCUGGUCUGGUAGUUUGGUUUGGAAUCGAAAGUGCGCGCUGUUUAUGGGCCUAAAAUGCUGUAGAACAGAUAAUGACAAUGAUAAUGAUAAUAAUAAUAACUGAAUGGCAAUGAUGAUAAUGAAUGAAUGAAUAAUUAAUAAUUAAUUGUAUAAUGUACAGUUUUUGGUUUUUAGUACAUUUUUUGGCAAAUGAAAAUUAUAAGUAAACAAUACUUAUUUUUAUAGUAAGCUUAAGUGGUUGCCUAUUAAUUAUGUACAUACAAAUAUACACACCUACAUCUAUAUACUUGCAUAUACAUACGUGUAUAAUAAAUUUAAUAAUUAGUGUACUCCUCUAUUCUAAGUUUAAUGUAUGGCAUCCCAGAAGCAACAUGAAUUGUAGCAGCGACUUGAUAAUGAAUUAAAACACAACACAACAGCUAAACACAUUAAAUAUUUUCUUGAAUAAUGCUUAUUCUAAGCAUUAAAAUACCAUCUAACUACAAAAAUGGAAACCAUCCAAAAAUUAUUUUUAAUAAACUCAAAGGCAGAAAGGUUACAAAUGGCAAAUGUAAAAUGUAUAUUUUAGCUCAAUUUAGUUAAAGAAAAGAAGCUAAAUCAAAUGAAUUUUAUUAAUUAAUGUCGAAAACACAUACAGAGAAAAGUCAAAAUUAAAAAGCAACAAUGAAAGACUUAGUACUAAAAUAAAACAAAAAAGGUACAGCAAGAAAACCCCAACAAAACCGCCUAAUUUAAAAAAUAAUUAAACAAAGAUUUAAUUCUGUUUUAGAUGUGCAAAAAGUCUUGAAUACAAUUUAGUCAUAUUUUAGUUAAACUAUGUAUAUUUAGGGAACGUUUAGCAAUUUUUUGAUGGGAAACGUUGCGUUUCUUUUUUUUAAAUAAAAUUCAAAUGAUGAGAAA
Molecule: messenger RNA, 3853 nt
Organism: Drosophila bipectinata
Lineage: Eukaryota; Metazoa; Arthropoda; Insecta; Diptera; Drosophilidae
Gene: Acsl
Product: Acyl-CoA synthetase long-chain
Biological process (GO): long-chain fatty-acyl-CoA metabolic process; long-chain fatty acid metabolic process; neuron differentiation
Cellular component (GO): endoplasmic reticulum; lipid droplet; plasma membrane
Molecular function (GO): palmitoyl-CoA ligase activity
Source: RefSeq, a predicted model, not a curated record